CAAAAGGUCACACAUUGUAUGAUUCCAUUUAUAUAAAAUAUCUGGAAUAGGUAAAUCCAUCCAGACAGAAAGCAGACUGGUGGCUGAGGGUGGGAAGGGAUAUGGAGUUAACUGCUUGAUGGGUGUAGGCUUUCCUUUAGGGAAUAUGAAAGUAUUUUGGAACUACAUAGAGGUGGUGGCACAACAUUCUGAAUGUAUUGAUGAAUUGUUCACUUUAAAAUGGCUAAUUUUAUGCUAUGUAGAUUUCACCUGAAAAAAUUUUUAUUGGUUUCUUGAACAUAAAAAGGAGUUGUACACUAACUCAAGUAGUGCUAAGAUCUGUAAGAUAUUCUAGUCUGCAAAAAAAACCUAGAAAUCCAGAAUCUUCUUUUGGGAAAAGGAGGGUCUCAUACUGCUCUAGUGUGGUACUCCUAGAAGUAGUGGAAGGAACUCAUGUCCUGAUAUUCAGCUCAGGAAGACCUCUAAGUGGGGCUGGCCCCUUUAAGACUCAGAGACUGUAAUCUGGUAGUUAAGGAGUCAUAAUCACAAGUUUCUUGGGUAAUUCUCCUUAGAAAUGUAGUUCUUACCUUCCAGGAUUAGAAGUACUGAGGAGCAGAGCCAAUCUUCUCUGUUUGGUGAUAGAUAUAUGUAGAUGGGUUUAUAUGACUUUGAGUUUAGUUUGUAAAAUCUAGAUGUCCCUGCCCUAGACAGGGGACAGUGAUAUUUAGUUUGGGUUCUUUUCUACCCUGUGGAGAACAGAGUUCAGUGAAAGGGAAGCAUUUCUUUGAAAUGUGGUUCUAUGUGUUCAGUCCUAUUUCCAAAACGCAGGAGGGAAUGGAAGGGAAAAUGUCCUGGCUCAAGAAUACCUGUAAAACUCAACUGCUGUUGUAAAUUCAUCUGCCGAAAACAGUGCCUGUAACCCGUGUGGAGAAACAACACUUUGGGUUUCUGUACAGAUUUUUCAUGAGUCCAGGAUUCAUGGGCAGCCAUGAUUAGGAAUCAUCAAACACUCACACUCUAGAGUGUGAAUUCAAGACAGGUGAAUUCCAAGUUCAGAAUUUGGGAGUAGAGAGUGGCUGAAGCCCACCAUCAUGAGUGCUUGUGACCUGGGCACACAUACCAUCAUACACACACCUCCUACAUAGACCCCUCUUCUACCAGGACAGGGAGCCAAACUGAUUAGUAUCUAUCACUGCAGGAAAUAGUGGCUUGGAAAUGGACAUGCUCCAGGACCUUGAGUCCCUGCAGUUUGAGUAUGGGGUUCCAGAGGAAGAUCGUAUCUGGCUGUAUUUGCAGGGCCGUUCUCGGGGACUGAUGAUAGAAGCUUGUGCCCAUGCAACCUUCUUCUGCAAACUAUUAUAUAAUUUGAGAGCAUCAUUAAAUGAGAAUCAAAGUUCCAGACAUCUCUCAAUUGACUCCCUUAAUUCAGCCAGUCCUGAAGAGUUUAAGGUGGGCAUCAUUGGAGGUGGCCACCUUGGGAAGCAGCUGGCUGGCACACUGCUGCAGCUCGUCCCCGUCCCUGCUGAAAGCCUGCGGAUCUCCACUCGGAGGCCAGAGGCUCUGGGUGAGCAGCGGUGUGUGGGAGAAAGGGGGCUUGGUUGUGCUGUGUAG
Messenger RNA from Piliocolobus tephrosceles (Ugandan red Colobus), 1590 nucleotides. RefSeq names its product NADP dependent oxidoreductase domain containing 1 (gene NOXRED1). Lineage: Eukaryota; Metazoa; Chordata; Mammalia; Primates; Cercopithecidae. The record is from RefSeq and is a predicted model, not a curated record. The transcript is spliced from 2 exons. The coding region runs from base 1195 to 1590 and encodes 131 amino acids.